AAUGGUGCGACUAUGGUCGAUCGCGAAGGUGCGAAUCGGGAAAGUUUCGAAUGUCUACAGGGACGUGAGAGUUGGGAGACGAAGAUGGUUCACAAGCAGGGUGAUGAGCUUCGGGGACGGAAGCCAUGGCGCGCUGGGGAUGUCAGGCAUGGGAAUGGGAAUGGACGCUUACGAGCCUACUCUCAUUUCUAAUUUGCCUUCCGAUGUCUCCUUCAUAUCCGCCGGACACUACCAUUCCCUUGCGGUUACAUCCGGCGGUGAGAUUUGGGCUUGGGGUCGCAACGAGGAGGGGCAGCUCGGCCGAAUCGCUUCUAGGAGUUCAAGGAGUGAGCCGAAGAGAGUGGAAGGUCUAGAGAAUGUGAGUGUGCGGGCAGGAUUUGCGUCUGGAGUGAUUUCAACGGCGAUCGGAGAUGAUGGGUCUUUGUGGGUGUGGGGAAGAUCGAAAAGAGGACAACUUGGUCUUGGAAAAGGUAUCAUUGAAGCUCUAGUUCCUUCAAGAGUUGAAACUUUAGCUGAAGAACACAUCGUUAAGGUAUCAUUAGGUUGGGGACACGCACUUGCGCUUACUGUGGAUGGUAAAGUUUUUGGGUGGGGUUAUGUAGCUGAUGGACGAGUAGGCAAUGUCGGACUUCCACUUGAGCCAUCUCUGCUAGAUUCACUUACAAAUGGGUAUGAUGAUCAUCAGAAUCAUGAGGAUGCAGCUGAAAAGAAAGUUGAGGAAGCUAUGAAGAAGGAGAACAACAUGCCUAUAGCCUGGGAGCCUCGUCUGGUGGAAGAAUUACGUGAUGUGAAGGUAGCAGAUAUUGCGUGCGGGUCUGAUCACUCUUUAGUCCUUUGUCAUGAUGGCACUCUUUUGAGCUCUGGGAGCAACAUAUAUGGUCAGUUGGGUCGUCAGUCUAAGCAAGAGCUAGGAAUGUCACCUGUUGGUAUAACCGGAUCUCCAAUAUCUGUAGCAGCUGGUCUUGGUCACUCUUUAGCUAUCUGCAACAUCCAGUCAGAUUCUAACACAAGGAGGAUUGUCUCAUCAUGGGGUUGGAACCGGAGUCAGCAGCUUGGUAGGGGAAAACCAGAGAACGUGCCAAGAGAAGUGGAGGGUUUGGAUGGGGAAACUCCAGCUUCGUUAUCAGCAGGACGUGUGCAUUCCUUGUGUGUAACAGAGAAAGGAGAAGCUUGGGUUUGGGGUUGUGGAAAGAAUGGUAGGCUCGGUUUAGGAAGCUCCAUCGAUGAGCCUGAACCGAUGUUGCUGGAGGACGUUGAGGGUUGUGUUCUUCAAGCAGUUGCUGGGUUUGAUCACAGCUUCAUCUUAGUGACUAACUUAGAUGUUUGAGUUAUUAACACGACUUCUUCUUAUUUAACAACUGGAAAUGUUGCAUCGAAUUCUUUGUUGUUUGACAUCACUUUUGUAAAACCUGUAACACAGAAAAUUGCAGAGAAAUAAAUCAAAAACUCGAUCUCCAAGUGAGUUCUUUU
Eutrema salsugineum is the source of this 1470-nucleotide messenger RNA. RefSeq names its product ultraviolet-B receptor UVR8. The coding region runs from base 2 to 1327 and encodes 441 amino acids. Lineage: Eukaryota; Viridiplantae; Streptophyta; Magnoliopsida; Brassicales; Brassicaceae. The transcript has 2 exons. The record is from RefSeq and is a predicted model, not a curated record.